CAUUUGCAGCACGCAGGUGACGACUCCGCGCGGCGGCGACGGAGACCGGACCGGGUGACAGUGCGCAGUGGUGACGGCGAUAGCGGCGGGAAUUACAACUAGCGACACCUAAGUGUCACAUGUCGAGUGCUCGAGGAAGGUGCCGAAGCAGCCGAGAAAAGAUACAACAUGACCAUGAAGCAGUGGCGUGAGUUGAGAUCGCGCUCGCAAAUGGAGACCUGUAACAAGAGCGAGAAUGGCUUGUCGCGAUCGACGUCGUCAUACAACAGCGCGAAGAACAUGUCGUCGGAGAACUUUGCGCGAAAAGUAAACGACGACGACGACGACGGCGACGACGACGGCGAUGGCGAUGGCGAUGGCGACGACGACGAUAACGACGACGACGAUAACGACGACGACGAUGACGGAGAAGACGAGGAAUGCGACGAGCCUGCCAAGGUAAAGGAGAAGACGAGGGACGAUUCACGGCUGCACGUGGUGUUGACGCCACGAACGCCCAAAGAAGAGCAGCAGCGCGAGCAGGAGCAGGAAGAGACGGAUCCGCCAGCAGAGGUGGCUGCGGUGCGCGCCAAGAACAGCUUGUCGAGUGUAAAGACCACGUCGAAGAAGCCGAGAAAGAUGAAGUCGAGAAAGAAGUCGCAGGUGGUGAGGAUGAGCGACGAGCAGCUGAGGGCCUCGCUGAUCUACUCGGCCAAGGCCAAGCGCAAGAAGCUGCACGGCCGUUUGAGGAACUCCAACUCGAAGAGCACGAUAGCCACCAGGGACACCGACUUUUCGGACAAGAAGCUCGAGCGCAAGAAACUCAAGCGACAGAAGAGUCUCGACAGUAUGUCAGCCUUGCAGCUGCCUCGGGCCCGCAAGCGCGCGAACGCGCUGAGGGCGCGGGAGUCGAAGCAGCUCGGCUCGAAAGCCGACUUGGUCGAGAUAUUCCAUGGCAAGGCCGCGAGAAGUGGUGCGCUCUCCGGUCGACUGUCCAAGGACGUCGCGCGAACGGUGGCGAAGCGCGGAAACGAAAGGUCCGACCGGCAGUCGAGAAGAGCAGCAGCGCCGACGCCGAGCCGCGCGCGCACUCGCGGUAAAGGCUUUGCCAGCCGGGCUCGAUUGUCAGGAUGUUGGCAGGGCUCUUCGGCGACUUGCAGGGAUCCGCCGGGGCGAGAAGCCGAGGAGAGCGGCGAGGCCGAGCGCUACCAGGUGCACGCGCAGCAAACCAAGGACUGCGAUCCGGAAGUGUACGACCCGUUCUGCCCUCGCAACUACGAGUUGCCCACAAUGGCGUCGCGGAUGAAGCGCGUCCACAAGCCCUAUUACCACCACUUCAAAAUCAAGAGCAUCCCAUUCGUGGUUGGCACGUCGCUCAGUCCCAGUCACAACCUCGGCCUCAACAUCCAGCAGGUGCUGAGCAUCAUCAAGGUGAAGCGACCGGCGGUGCCGGGCAUUAGCCCGCUACUCGUUCGCAAGGUGAGCCGCGGCGUGCGUCCGGUGUCCAGCCUCUUCGAGCACAUCAAUAGCCAAUACGCCAGGGCUUACCGCGAUCUCGGCCGUCGACGCAGCGGUAGCCACCAGCAGAUCGGCUCCUUCUCUUGUGAGCAACUGGUGCGCGCGAGCAGCUCGCUCGGUGGCCGUCAGCUAUCUUUCAAGCAGCCGAACGUCACGUGCGAGCCACUUUACGAGGUGGACGAGGACGUUCAAUCCUCGGGCUCGGAUUCGCACGCCCGGAAUGGACAGCAACAGGACGAUUGCAAUCGGGCGAGAAAACAGCAGCAGCAGCAGCAGCAGCAGCACUGCCAUCAUCAGCACUCAGUCGAGAGCGGCAGCAUCUUCGGCGCGCGGUCUUCCAACAACAAGGAGAUCACCGAGGUUUUCACCAAACUCUACGAUCAGUUCGACAAGAUGGUUUCGCAACACGAGCGGCUGAAAGAGCAGCUGGAGAAGCGUAGAGACAAGGCAUUGCUGAAGGAGGUGUCCGAGCUGGAAACGGCGAUGAGCUCUAAGGAGCGCGAGAUCAACGCGGUCAUUAAUCUCUACAACGAGGUGAUUUCGCUGAAGAAACAGAUGAAGCUACUGCACGAGCGCAACAGCUUCGUUUGCAUAGCGACGCCGGAUCCGUCGUUUCAAUCGACGCCCGUCAACGUUCGCGCGAGAACGGCUCCUGGACCCUAUCUCAACGCGAAGCCAAGUCGACGCGAGAUGCCGAAUGCGCUGAAGCUCGUUGGUCUUCUGCGACAGAUGCAAGCUUUCCAAAGACAACUUGCGCUCGCUUGAACGUCCUUUCUGCUCGCGUCGUUCGUGUGGUAAAUUGUUUGCAAAUGAAAAACAAUUCAUUUUACUUGUUC
This is a messenger RNA of Phymastichus coffea, 2333 nucleotides long. RefSeq lists its product as uncharacterized. Lineage: Eukaryota; Metazoa; Arthropoda; Insecta; Hymenoptera; Eulophidae. The record is from RefSeq and is a predicted model, not a curated record.